GAAGGUUGAAUCUCUAACAGAGUGCUUCUCUAUACCCUCUCUUAAACAUGCCAAAUAGUUUAUUUUACAUUUCUCUCAAACCGCCUGCAUUCUCUGUCCAGGAUCACCACGCCUUGUUAUUGAUACACUGCAGAUUCUAGAAUGGGCGCACGAAACAAAUGGGGUUUGCAUCACUUUCAGUAAAUGACUUAUAACUGAUUAAUAUAUUCUUCCCAUUGUUAUGAUAGAUAAUCUGGUAACAUUAGAAGACUGAUCCUACCAACCGAACAGAACACUGCAACCAUGGGGAACCUCGUAGCGAAUGGAAAGAUAGAAAUCUGGGAUAUUGUAAUCAUCGUGGUCAACUUUCUUGGCGUAUUUGCUUGUGGAAUAUGGGCAUCAUUUGGACGUGGGAAAGACAGCACCAGUGGCUACUUUUUAGCUGGGCGGCAAAUGCCAUGGUAUCUGGUAGGUCUAUCGUUGUGGAUGACAAAUAUUGGUAGUAGGUCUUUUAUCGGAAUAGCAGGAGCGGCUUCGGUUGGUGGCUAUGGAGUGGCAAUAUAUGAAUUUCAGGCUCUUAACUGUUUACUUCUGUUGGGAUUCUUCUUCAUUCCCGUCUACUUUGCUUCUGGAGUAACGACAGUCCCUGAAUAUCUUAAGUUGCGUUUUGGUGGGAACCGUCUUCAAAUCUCCAUAGCAAUAAUUAACCUCAUCUUGGUCGCCGUCAUUAUGCUUGCGAGUGAGAUGUACGCUUCUUCCUUGGUGAUCCAGCAGUCCCUCGGAUGGGAUCUAUAUACAUCAAUCAUUGUUCUUCUUCUAAUGACAGCCGUAUAUACCGUAGCAGGAGGGCUCAAAGCUGUGAUAUACACCGAUGCCAUCCAGGCCGUCAUCAUGAUGAUCGGUGCAUUCGUUCUGAUGUUUAUCGCUUUGUCCAAGAUAGGUUGGUCCAUAGAUGUUCUUCGUGAAGAUUACAUGUCAGCCAUUCCUAAUACCACUGGGUCUAAUCUGGAUAAUACGAGCUGUGGAAUACCAACGGAGAAGACCUGGAAUAUCUUUCGUCCCGCCGAUGAUCCGGGAUUGCCUUGGCCUGGUGCCAUAUUUGGGGCAUUGGUCCUAGGCUGUUACUUCUGGUGUACCAGUCAGGUGAUUGUACAACGUACGUUGGCUGCAAGAAACGUCACCCAUGCCAAGGGAGCCUGUAUAAUGACUGGCUUCUUCAAGAUCUUACCAAUGUUUCUUAUGAUCAUUCCUGGUAUGAUUAGCCGAAGCUUGUGGCCUGACGAAAUAGCCUGUGUGGAUCCAAAUGUCUGUCAAGAGGUUUGUGGUAACCCUGCGGGGUGUUCAGAUAUCGCCUAUCCCAGACUUGUGGUUCAACUCAUGCCAACAGGGCUGAGAGGACUGAUGUUGGCAAGCAUGUUGGCUGCUAUGGUUAGUUCAUUGACCUCAAUCUUCAACGCAUCCAGCUCAAUGUUCGUCAUCGAUAUCUGGUCAAAAUUCAGACCAGCAUCCACAGAACUGGAACUUGUCAUCAUUGGAAAGUUAGCAACAAUUGUAAUGGUGGUUGUAGGAGUUCUGUGGAUACCCAUCCUUCAGGCCUAUGGUACAGGAGAACUCUUCACCUACAUACAGGCAGUGAACGCCUACCUCGCUCCAGCCGUUCUAGCCGUCUUCACUACUGCGGUCUUGUGGAAACGGGUCAAUGAAACGGGAGCGUUUUGGGGUCUCUUGUGCGGAUUCGCAAUUGGUUUCACUCGCGCCAUCUUGGAUUUUGUCUUCGGUGUACCGUCGUGCGGUCAGGAAGAUAGGAGACCAAGGUUUAUCAGUCAGUUCCACUUCCUUCAUUUUGCAGCUUUUCUCUACGUCUUCUCACUCAUACUUAUCAUUGUCAUCAGCCUCUUGACCAAGCCACAACCGCCGCAAAAACUGGUUCGUUUGACAUGGUGGACACGAUUGUCGAAUCUUCCUCGGGAACCUAUGGGCGAGCAAGACGAAGAAAACGAGAAGAUCCAAGAGGAAAUAAGGAAACAAGCUGAAAUAAGGUACCGCGCUCGAACGGGUUUGGUGUGGAGGAUCAUAAACAUAAUUUGUUGUAUCCAUGGUAACGGAAGAUCACAGAACGACAAUGUGGACAUAGAAAGUGACGUACGAGAAGAGAAGGAGCCAGAGAUAGAAUUGAAAACUGCUGCAUACGAGAAUCCGAAGUGGGCGCGAUUUGCACUGUUGAAUGGAAUAUUCUUAGGAAUCACUUGCAUAACAGUUCUUGCUUAUUAUGGAUGAUCAGGAUUUUUUUAUUCAUAUCUAUUUCAUAAUUCAAGCGUUAUGUUUAAAGCGUGUUGGAUAAUUGAUAUGUGGAGUAUUUUUGUAGUACCAGUAAGAUGUCAUAUUCAGGCUUAUUAAUUUCAAGACUGGUAGAUUUUUCUUAUUUACUAUUUUGGUUAUCUGCUGCGAAUAUUUCAAAGUUGGUCGAUAAUAAUUCCUAAUUACAUAAUUUAUGCAUUGUGUAUAUAAAGUUUCAUACCUAGCGAUAUCUAUCCUUGGGUAUUAUGGGGUUUUUCUCUCUUUUUUUGUUUUAAUAAAAAGCACAUUGUUCAAUACGAAUAAAUUGACUCGGCAACCUGUUUCAUAGAGACAAUUCUAUAAUCCAAUUGUUGAUUAUUGACUUGCGACUCUUUGUUUAUACAAUAUGAGCAGCCAAAGUAAACAUCAAUUAUGUUUAAAGAUUUUGUAUACGUUGCGCAUGAAGAAUUCUUACUCACUUUUCCAGACUAAGUUACCAUAAAAUGUGAUGAAUUGAAGUUAAAGUAGAAAUUCAAGCACAUAUGAUGAAAGUUUGAUCCCGAACUCAAAUACUUUCACAUAUAUAUUUAUUACAUAUAUAUCUUUUACAUUUAUGCGUGAAGUAAUUGUGUAUUGAGCAAGUAAUGAAAACAUUUAGAGGGGUACAAUGGAUAUCUUGGGAAACGUUCAAAUAAGUAUAAUAAUAAUACUAUAAUAAGUAGUAUAUACAUGUAAAUAGGUAUUAUUUUAUAUUUUGACGUAGUAAUAAGGAAACCAUAUUUCACACUUUUCCUUUCCUUUCAAAAUAUGUAUCAUGUAUUCAUGAUUACUAGAAUUAAGAGUAUGAUAAAGAGUGAUUUAUUGAUGUCCCGUUUUUAUCUUUUUUUUCAAUGAAUGUUAUAAUUUUGAAUCUUGCUCAGUUGGCUCAAUUUCCCAUCCAUUAAUAAUUUUCUUUUCACAUGAGACGCAUAAAAGUGUUAUAACCAAACCUUAUACUUCCAACAAUAUAUUAUAAACAUGGCCUAUAAAUUAAGAUGAUUAUAUUGUAUUCCACUCAUCAAUAAAAUUCUAUCUGUCUGUUUUUUUUUUUCAGUAACGCCAGUCUGUGAGUUCUUCCACAUCAGCUUUGGAGUGUACCGUCAGAAAAUUUUGGCCAGUAUUCUAAAGUCCGAUUUAAAUAAGCCUAUGGUUCAACUGUGUAUUGAUAUUAUAUGAAGCCAAAAACAUCAAAA
Lytechinus pictus (painted urchin) is the source of this 3488-nucleotide messenger RNA. Its product is annotated as sodium/glucose cotransporter 4-like. Bases 283 to 2256 code for a protein of 657 amino acids. Gene Ontology annotation, molecular function: D-glucose:sodium symporter activity. The record is from RefSeq and is a predicted model, not a curated record. Gene Ontology annotation, biological process: transmembrane transport. Lineage: Eukaryota; Metazoa; Echinodermata; Echinoidea; Temnopleuroida; Toxopneustidae. Gene Ontology annotation, cellular component: plasma membrane. The transcript is spliced from 14 exons.